Messenger RNA from Cryptomeria japonica (Japanese cedar), 6219 nucleotides. Its product is annotated as protein MEI2-like 2. The coding region runs from base 2854 to 5550 and encodes 898 amino acids. Gene Ontology annotation, molecular function: RNA binding. The transcript is spliced from 14 exons. The record is from RefSeq and is a predicted model, not a curated record. NCBI's taxonomy places the organism in Eukaryota, Viridiplantae, Streptophyta, Pinopsida, Cupressales, Cupressaceae.
UGAAAGCAACAAUUGGCCUGCUAUAAUUAUGCGUUUGCACUCGUUAGAAGAAAUUGCAAUUGUCUCCAGUGCGCCUUGGUUUUCACAGGCUGGGGAAUUGCAAAAAUACAAUUUGUUCUUGCAUUGCUUCUCUUUGUUCUCGUAUUGUGUAAUUUUUGGGAGGUCGAAUUUUGAAUGUUUACUUAUCGUCUCCUUCUUAACCUGUUUGUUUGCUUCUUUUUAGUCGCGCGAAGUUACGAAAACGAGAUAUUAUAAGUUUAUAUUUAAAUUUUUUUUAGAAUUGUCUAUAGUGAAUUUCUGCAGUCUUUUUUCUUUUUGUUAUUGAAUUGAUCUGAUUGAAAUUUGGUAUAAUUGCAGCUAAUUUUGAGCUUCAUUUGGAAUUCUGCCUGGUGGCCGGGGUUUUGAUGUUGGAUAAGUUUUUGAUAUUAAUGUUAAAAAAUAAUUUAUGCUAAAAAGUUAAUCCAUGCUAAAAAAUUAAAGAAAUUAAUUUUAGAUCUUUGACAUAUAUUAUUAUUUUUCGGUCUUCUCAAUUUCUGCCGUUAGCUGCUGUUUUUGGCUUGCUAAAUCUUGGGUUAGGUUAUGCGCUAUCGUUUAGGUUGCGUGGGACAAAUUAUGGGUGGGGUUACGGCAUUGGCUGGGGUUUGUAUCUGGACAAUGCUCUGAUUGUGCUUUAUAACCAUUCUGGACUCCUGACCACUGGUUCAUGGUUAGCUUUGGCUUGUGAAAUUUGUAAAGACAUUUGGAGCUUUUAAUAUUUUUUUUCAAAAUUUUUAAUUUUUGCAACUGCCAAACUCAAGAAAAUACAUGGUAAUUCAGAGAAUUUAAAAAAAGAAAAAUUCCCAAGCUGGAAUGUAUAGAUGCAAAUGCCGCUAAUUUGGAUGAAUUUGUGUUUUAGCAUCUUAAAUUUAAAAUCCCACGACAAGUGCAAUAUUGAAUUGAUUGUGCAGAUUUUGCUUUCUUCAUUAGCAUAUAUAAAUGGUUAUAAAAAAUCAAACCCACACAUUUGCUGAUGUUAUAGCACACAUGGGUAGCUAUGGCUCACGGGGAAGCCUUUGGAUCUUGAUGAGCCAACAACCUUAUGCAUACAGUAAUAAUUUUCUGUAUAAAUGUACGAUACCUUAUGCUGAGUGACAUACAGUUGAUUAUCUUUUGCAUGGUAUCCACGAAGCCACCAUGUGGCAGUUAACGACAUAUAAAUACAGGCAGUAAGUGGACUAAAAAAAUUCAAUAUCUUCCAAUUAGACAACAUAUAUUCUUUUGAAGGUAUACAAACUUGUGUUGUCAGUUAAUGGGGUAAUAUCAUGAAUUUUAUGUAUACAUAAUAUGGAUGGUCUAGUUGCAGUCCCUGAUUGCAACGUUGAAUACAUUAUCCCACUGGAAGUAACAUGAUGCAAAAUUAUCGUGUAUGUGCCAGAAUUUUGGGUGUCUUGACAAAUUCCUCAUUCUUCAGAGUCAACUAUGCAUCUUACCAUUAGUAGUUAAUAGCAGCUUUGCAUAUUUGCCUUAAAUUUCAUGUUGAAUGAAAGCAUGAUAUCAGAACUGAUGCCUAAAUAAGUUUUCCAAAUGGUGGAAGCUCCCUUCCGUCUGGCUGACUCGUGGAUUGAACUCACUUCUUUUGAGAAGCUUUUCUAUUGAGAGAGAAUAUCUGGGAUGUUGUAUGACAUCAGGUUUUGCUGUGAAAGUAUCCACAGCGCUUCUUAUCUAUGCCACCCUUAUUAGGGAGUCGGGACUUAUAAUCCAAACAAGAGUGUGAACUCAUUGGCCUUGAACUCGUAUAACACUUUAUCAGUCAGUCUUUGGAAUAAUAACAAUUCUAUUGAAAACAUAUUGAAGAAAUUUAAAGAGUUGUAUGACUUGGUCACAUUGUAAGUUUAUUUAUCUAAAAGAUCUCUUGUGGAUAGACAAGGGAGGUUGCAUUGAAAUUCUGAUAGUCUAUCCUGUUUCCUGAAAUAAUUUGCUUAGUUUUUGAUGUUUGGCCUUUGUUUCAAUGUUGAAUCCUGAAUUCCUUAUAUUUUUUAGGCAGGCCAGCUAGUAGCCGAUUGAUAUCCUAAAAUAAAUAUUUUUCUUGGUGUGCUCGACUGUUGGGUCAACUAGGUUUAGGGUCUUAUGGAGGGGCUACUGCUCUAAAUUGUAUGGCUCAUGCGAUCCUAUGGAAUGCAGCUGUUCUGGAAAAUAGAAAAAUAUGAGAAACUCUUCCACAAAAAUUGGAGGUACUACUUUUAAUGAAGGAAAUUUCGUUUACAACUAAAUGUGCAACCCUCUGCAUGUUAAGAUAUGAUUUGUUGAUUGCAGCCUAGCAGUGGUCUAUAUCUAUCAACAUUUCUUAACAUUAAGCUUCUGGUAAUGGUACCAUCAGAUUCUGAAGAACAAGCUGUAAAGCUGGAAAUUAACCGCUGAGAAAAUUUUAACCCAACUCCUCCCGUGCUCAUCUCCAUAGGAUCAUUGGCAUAAGGAAUCAAUGUCUUUUAUGAGUUUUAUUGGGAGAUGGAAUAGUUUGAGAUGAUAACGUCCAGAAGAUACAAGAAGAGAGUCUAGAAGUGAUAGUAUUUAAUAAAUAAAUAAAAAAAAAAAUGUAUUUAUCCUCUUCAGAAUUGAGACUAAAAAUUAAGUGUUUGCUUUUCAAAAUGUUGUCCAUGAAAAUAAGUGUUUUGAAUUCAUUGUUGUGGUAGAUAAAUCGAAACUUUGCUUCAGUGGAUUCAGUAUUGUCUUUGUGUCAGCAUGAUAUCUCUAACUACCAGUGUAUUCUGUGUUCUACUGGAGAAUUUUAGUCAGUAGAGAUCUUGUUAUAUACUUUGGCAUGCUUGCGGACCCUUGUUUUAGUUUUCUUACUGGUGAUAUGAUAAGCGUGAUGUAAUGGAGCAUUCUUUGGACCAGUCAAGCCCUUUCGAUGCUCGUGGACAGAACACAUCUGUGGCAAUUCCCUCGCCAAAGGAUGGAGCUAACAAGGGUUAUCAAUCCAAGCUGGAUGGCUUUUGUGGGUCAACUGAUGCAAGUUUCUUUUCAAGUUCAUUGCCUGUAAUGUUCCAUGAAAAAUUGAACCUUAUAGAUGAAGAUAACAAUGGCCAAUCUGUUAAUACAACAGCCUCUCACUUAAAUCAAAGAGAAAGAGCUCUGGAGUCUCCUCAGGACAUGGAGUCUGAGGCCAUAGGAAAUCUUCCUGAUGAUGAAGAAGAGCUUUUGGCAGGAAUUAUAGAUGGUUUGGAUAUGAGAGGAUUCCCCAGCCAGUUUGAAGAAUUAGAGGAAUAUGAUCUAUUUAGUAGUGGAGGCGGUAUGGAAUUGGAUUUUGACUCUCAAGAAAGUUUGAACGGGAGCAUAAACAAUUCAAAUACCAUAGAUAACAUUGUAGGAAAUGGAGCUGUUUCAUUUGGAAUUUCAAAUGGCAUUGGAACUGUUGCCGGAGAGCAUCCUUAUGGUGAACAUCCUUCUCGAACAUUAUUUGUGCGGAAUAUUAAUAGCAAUGUUGAGGACUCUGAACUCCGUCAGUUAUUUGAGCAAUAUGGUGCUAUCAGAACAUUGUACACGGCUUGCAAACAUCGUGGUUUUGUAAUGAUAUCUUACUAUGAUAUUCGUGCUGCUCGAAGUGCAAUGCGUGCCCUUCAAAGUAAACCACUGAGAAGAAGAAAACUUGAUAUUCAUUUCUCCAUCCCGAAGGACAAUCCCUCAGAUAAGGAUGUGAAUCAAGGAACUCUUGUUGUGUUUAACCUGGAUGCAUCAGUAUCAAAUGAUGAGCUCCGUCAAAUAUUUGGUGCUUAUGGAGAAGUCAAAGAGAUAAGGGAGACCCCCCACAAGCGACAUCACAAAUUUAUUGAGUUCUAUGAUGUAAGAGCAGCUGAGGCAGCCCUUAGGAAUUUAAACAGGAGUGAUAUUGCUGGGAAGCGCAUUAAGCUUGAACCUAGUCGUCCUGGAGGAGCAAGACGGAGCUUGAUGCAACAACUAAGCCAAGAACUGGAACAAGACGAAACUCGAAAUUUCCGGCAGCAAGUUGGUUCUCCAUUGACCAGUUCACCUCCAGGCAGCUGGGCACAUUUCAGCAGUCCCAGUGACACUGGCUCUUUCCACAACAUAAAUCACUCACCAGGUAUUGGAAUGAAUUCUGCGAUAAACAAACCCCUGCCAGGAUUGGCUGCAAUCUUGCCACCUUUGGUGUCCCCUUCAGCCAAAGUUGGAGCUAUUGGCAAUGAGCUGAGAAGAUCUAAUCAGAUAGAUCCAAUCUCAUCAGUAAACAAUCUGGGAAAGGGAAGCCAAUUCCACCACCCACAUUCUUUUCCAGAGAAAAAUGGUUCUAUGAUGCAGGUCAUUCACUAUAAUUCCUCUGGAACUGGAACAGUACUGGGAAACUCCACUUCUUUUGGGCCUCUUGAAGGAAUAGGUAUUUCCAACGCUGGAUCAUUUGGUCACCCAACUUCAAGUUCUGGGGGAAUCAGUACUUUGUCAGGCACACAAUUUUUAUGGGGUAGUCCAACCCCUUAUUCUCAUCAGAUGCAAAAUUCACCAUGGUCCACACCAUCUAUAGGGCAUUCAUUUAAUGCAGGUUCUCUUCCUCAGCAACAAGUUUAUUCCUAUAGCGGGAGGCAGGGAUCCUAUAUAAAUUCUGUCGUAUCAUCACACCAUCAUCAUGUUGGAUCCGCUCCCUCAGGGGAUCCUUCACACCUUGGUUAUUUCACAGAUUCACCUGAUGCAUCCUUUAUGAAUCCCAGAUCACUUGGAGGCAUGGGUAUCAGUGGUGCAAAUGGGAGUCCUAUGUUAAGUAUGGGUGGGCACAGUGCUGCAAAUGCUGGAAUUGGAAUUACAAACACCAUGACAGAAAAUGGGUCCCCAAGUUUGGGGAUGCUGUCCCCCCAGCAUCAUAUGGGUCACAUGUUUUUCAGAGGUGGGUUUCUAGGACCAAUAAAUGCUGCUGGAGAUGGGCUGAAUGACCGAGGAAGAAAUAGGCGUGCAGAUAACAGUACAAGUCAAAUAGAUAAUAAGAAGCAAUAUCAACUUGACUUGGAUAAAAUCAUGCGACGUGAAGAUAACCGCACAACACUCAUGAUAAAAAACAUCCCAAAUAAGUAUACUUCUAAGAUGCUUUUAGCAGCUAUUGAUGAAAACCAUCGUGGGACAUAUGAUUUUCUCUACUUGCCAAUUGAUUUUAAGAAUAAAUGCAAUGUUGGUUAUGCAUUUAUAAAUAUGAUUUCUCCAGCUAAUAUCGUUCCUUUCUAUGAGGCAUUCAAUGGAAAGAAGUGGGAAAAGUUCAAUAGUGAAAAGGUUGCUUCUCUAGCAUAUGCUCGGAUACAAGGAAAAGCUGCUCUUGUAACACAUUUUCAAAAUUCCAGCCUGAUGAAUGAGGAUAAGCGAUGCCGUCCCAUUCUUUUUCACUCUGAGGGACCAGAGGCUGGGGAUCAGGAGCCAUUCCCAUUGACUGCUAACCUCAAAGUUAGUCCAAAUGAGAGCUCUACCAAUGCAGGCCACCCUGCAAGUCCAACAAAAAGUGGGAACAGCUGUGAUGAUGUAUUGACACCCGCAAAUGUUGAAGAGACUACUUCCAAUACAGGGGAAGACAAAUAUUGAUACCUUUACCGUCAAUUAAGUUAUAUAUAAAAUAAGGCAGGAAUGCCAAAAUCUGUCAUUUCUUAUCUUUUCGUAUACAAAUGUAUACAAGAAGAGUGCCUCUUAAGUAAAACAUGUUGCAGGCUGUACGUUCAAACCAUUUUUUGUCUACUACCAUAGUGGCCAUAUUUUGUAGCAGAAGAUGCUCCAGAUCUGAGCUUCUGUGGUCCUGAUUUAUGUCUUUGGUCUUGUCAAUUGUGUAAUUAUUGUAUGGGCAAGUUUUGGUGGUAUAUCAUAGCAGCUUGAAGGAUUUGCAAGGAAGUUUGAUUCUUUUGUUGAAUCCAGCCUGAAAAAGUGUAUAGAAGUGAGAGGUCCAAGUUGCUUAUUUGGUGGGAUAUGUUGCCAUUGCCAUGCUAGAUAUAGAGGUCAAAUUCGACAUUUAUCUUAUCUAUUUGACUGAAGGCAGUAGACCAUCAAAUUUCAUCUAUUACCAUGGAUACAGAAACUUCACCUCAAUCAAAAUAGAGGUGUAAUGGAUAUUUUGUAUAUAGAUGGUCAUUUAAGUCACUCCAAUACUUGUAAAUGGGUGGAUUAUUUGCCCAUCUUAUAGUCAGGUUUGUUGGAAAAGGUUUCCCAUUCACUCUCAUUCAAGGGAGGGAUGUGGAUUAAUUUAUGUAUUUACAUGUUUAA